Scomber japonicus (chub mackerel) is the source of this 3393-nucleotide messenger RNA. RefSeq names its product glutamate receptor-interacting protein 2-like. Lineage: Eukaryota; Metazoa; Chordata; Actinopteri; Scombriformes; Scombridae. Gene Ontology annotation, molecular function: protein binding. The transcript has 24 exons. The coding region runs from base 1 to 3393 and encodes 1130 amino acids. The record is from RefSeq and is a predicted model, not a curated record. Gene Ontology annotation, biological process: neurotransmitter receptor transport, endosome to postsynaptic membrane.
AUGAACAUGUCAGCAAGGGUUGUAUUCGGAAAGGCUCGCCUCACUCCCAAACAGCUCUCCUUCGCGUUUCCUCAGACAGAUUCCCUGAGGAAAGGCAGCCGGUCUACAGGAGGAAAGAGGAGGAUGUUCUCUUUUUCUAUCAGAUGUCGACUGGGCAUCAUCAAAGGGAGAAGCAAAGAUGAAGGACCAUACUCAAAGGGGAGCAAGGAGUCUGGGUCAACUGACCAGUCACAUUCCUCCCGGAGGCGCAGCCUUUCAGAGGAGUACAGAGGAGUGACCACAGUGGACCUGAUGAAAAGAGAAGGCAGCAACCUCGGACUUACCAUCUCCGGAGGGUCUGAUAAGGACGGCAAGCCCAGAGUGUCAAACCUACGGCCAGGUGGGCUAGCUGCCAGGAGUGACCAGCUGAAUGUAGGAGACUACAUCAAGUCAGUGAAUGGCAUCAACUUGUCAAAGCUUCGCCACGAUGAGAUUAUCAGCUUGCUGAAGAACAUUGGGGAGAGAGUAGUGCUGGAGGUGGAGUACGAGCUGCCUCCGUUCGUCCAGACCCCAUCAGGAGUCAUAACAAAAACCAUAGAGGUGUGUUUACACAAGGAAGGAAACAGCUUUGGGUUUGUCAUGAGAGGGGGCUUUCAUGAGGACUGGCGCAGGUCUCGUCCUAUGGUAGUGACCUACGUCAGGCCCGGGGGUCCAGCUGACAGAGAGGGCACUUUGAAGGCCAGCGACCGAGUAUUGAGCAUAGAUGGGAUGCCUUUAAACAGAGAGAAGCACGCUGACGCUCUGACCAUGCUGAUGCAGAGCGGCCAGGAAGCUCUGUUCCUGAUUGAGUAUGACGUCUCUGUCAUGGAGGCAGUGCAGCAAGCCUCAGGCCCUCUGCUGGUGGAGAUAGUGAAAGGUCCCUCCGCCAGUCUGGGGAUUAGCCUCACCACAACGAUGUACAGGAGCAAACAAGUUAUUGUUAUUGAUAAGAUAAAGGCAGCCAGUGUGGUGGAAAGGUGUGGAGCGCUGCAUGUAGGUGACAUCCUUUUGUCUAUAGAUGGGACCAGCACAGAACACUGCUCUCUGAUGGAGUCCAUGCAGCUUCUUGGCAACACCUCUGAAGUUGUCAAACUGGAGAUUCUCCCGGCUAGUCAGAGCAGACUUCCUGUCAGGCCGCAAGACACAGUAAAAGUGCAGAAGAGCAACCACCAUCACUGGGAUCAAAGCAGCAACUACUGCCAUCCCCCACAUGCCAGCCACGGCAAGACAUGGAGCAGCCCAAGCCACCCACACAACCAGCAGGACCACUGCAAAUCUCUGGUGAGUGGUGGAUUCUCCCCUUCCUCCACAGCUACCUCAGGCUUCAGCAGCCAGGGUAGCAACACUCUGCCCUGCCCCAUCCCUCCGAUCGCUCCCACCAGCCCCCGCGGCUCGACCGGCAAGAGGAGGACCAGGAAGAAGGACCACAAGAGCUCACUAUCUCUGGCGUCCAGUUCUGUUGGCCCAGGGGGGCAAGUUUUUCAUGUGGAAACAAGCGAGGUCGUCCUGAGGGGGGAUCCGCUCACAGGUUUUGGGAUCCAGCUGCAGGGGGGUGUCUUUGCCACUGAAACCCUGUCUGCUCCCCCAGUCGUCCGCUUUAUUGAGCCCGACAGCCCAGCUGAGAGGUGUGGACUGCUGCAGGUUGGAGACAGGCUGUUGUCCAUUAACGGGAUCCCAACUGAAGAUGGCACUUUGGAGGAAGCCCAUCAGCUGCUCAGAGACUCUGCUCUGGCCAAUAAGGUCACAGUGGAGAUUGAGUUUGAUGUUGCAGAGUCUGUGGUUCCCAGCAGUGGCACCUUCCAUGUUAAACUGCCCAAGCGGAGAGGAGUGGAGCUGGGCAUCACUAUCAGUGCAAGCAAAAAACCCGGCAAACCUCUCAUCAUCUCUGACAUAAGAAAAGGAAGCAUAGCACACAGAACAGGCACUCUGGAGCCUGGUGACAGGCUGCUGGCCAUUGACAGCGUCCGCCUGGAGAACUGCACCAUGGAGGAUGCCAUGCAUGUCUUGCAGCAGGCUGAGGACAUGGUCAAACUUCGGAUACAGAAAGAUGAGGAUAACAUUGAUGAGUUGGAGAUGUCAGGAUCUAUAAUCUACACAGUUGAGCUGAAGAGGUAUAACGGACCACUGGGCAUCACGAUUUCUGGUACAGAGGAGCCCUUUGACCCCAUCGUCAUUUCUGGCCUCACCAAGAAAGGCCUGGCAGAGAGGACCGGGGCCAUCCAUAUAGGAGACAGAGUCUUGGCCAUCAAUGGAGUCAGUCUAAAAGGAAAGCCACUGAGCGAGGCCAUCCACCUCCUGCAGAUGGCCGGAGAGUCCGUCACUCUUAAGAUCAAGAAACAAGCCGACCAGUCUGAUGGCCGGCGGCCCCUGGAAAGAGAAGCUGGUUUUCUAAGUGACACAGAGGAUGAUCUGACAGACUCCCAGAAGAUGAGUAAACACUCAGAGGUCUACUCUGCCACUGUGCCAAGUAUAGAUUCUGCUAUGAGCUCCUGGGAUGGCUCAGGGUUCGAUGCGGGCUACGGUAGCCAAGGGACAUAUCUUCACAAAGCUUCUGAUAUAUUGCUCAAUCCAAAUGAGUGGAGACGUACAAAGCACAGGAACCAAACAAGUUCCAGAUCUGCAGGCUUAGUCCACCACACAUCGCUCUAUGAUGGGAGUUUCACAGAGGAUGAGUGGGACAAGAUACCUGGAUUCGUCAGCCCUCCUCGUUGCCAUGGCACCCUGAACCAUGAAGACAGCUUCUGGUCCCAGGCCCUGCAGGACCUCGAGACCUGUGGCCAGUCAGAGAUUCUCAGGGAGCUGGAGGCAUCCAUGACAGGUAGUGCUCUAAGUCUGUACCUAGAGGAGACCAAGACGAAUGAAGACUCCAUGUUUCAGUCUGAAAUUAGUCCCAUUAAGAGGGAGGGAGUCCACGUCGAGUCUAAGAACAAAAGCAACCUGAACAUGUCAACUGGCCCCAGAGACGUAGCAUCCCAGGGAAAAGGGGACCCCUCUGAUAUGUUGUCUCCUACUACCCUGGCACUACACAAGGUGACUAUAAGGAAAGACCUUGAGAGCCAUGACUUUGGUUUCAGUGUAUCUGAUGGGCUUCUGGAGAAAGGGGUUUAUGUCAACAUGAUCCGACCAGAUGGCCCAGCUGACGAGGCAGGGUUAAAACCUUUCGACCGAAUUCUUCAGGUGAACCGUGUCAGGACCAGAGAUUUGGACUGCUGUCUUACUGUGCCCCUAAUUAUGGAAGCAGGAGACAGCCUGAAUUUGGUCAUUAGCAGGAAUCCGCUGGCAACAGCAGACACCAGGCUGCCUGAUGACUGUGACGACCCCUCAAAAUCACUGUUCUGCUUUUCUGAGCACAGGACCAACAGCAUUGCCCUGUGA